This is a messenger RNA of Diatraea saccharalis (sugarcane borer), 2744 nucleotides long. The record is from the annotation of a GenBank genome assembly. NCBI's taxonomy places the organism in Eukaryota, Metazoa, Arthropoda, Insecta, Lepidoptera, Crambidae.
AAGAAUUAUUUGAGGUGUGUGUUCUAAAAAAAUUAAAAUCUGAAUUUAUAGGGAAAUAACGUAGUAAAAAUGAAUGAUUCUGUUAGUUAGUAUAAUUUCUUAUGUUAUAUAGAUACCUAAAUCCUUCGAUAGGUACUGGACUAUCUGCACAAAACAUGACUUCAAAUUCAAAUGUGUAUUCUUCGUUAAAUUAUGGUAGGCUUUUCUUGCAAGCUAUAUAAAGUGUGAUGCUUCAAAUCUUUGAGACUAUACUUAUGUUUAUUUAAAAUGGUCUGGCAUUAAUAAUUAUUCUUCUAAUAAUGGAUGCUCCUUCUGAAAACUGGGACCCAGCUUUAACACGUCUUUUGACUUCUUUGAAAGAAAUUCAAACAGGAGGUGAAGACUUUGCAUUUCUGAGUGAGCUGCUUCAGUCAAAACAACUCAAUGCACUUGUUCAAGUACAUAAUAAAAUAGUAGCUAAAGGAAAAGAUGAUAAGUUCUACCCUUUACUGUCAAACGCUAUGCAAGUUACAUUAGAAGUCCUGGAUUUACUUAGUGAUAUAGUUUCUGGGUCUCAAGAAUAUCAAGAACUGCUAAGCCUGCUCCACAAACCACACUUUCAAGCUAUAUUAUGUACCCAUGAUGCUGUUGCACAAAAGGAUUACUACCCACAUCUUCCUGAUAUUCCACCUGAAGCCGAUGAAGAGGAGGAAACAGUGAAAAUUGUGCAACUAGUAAAAAGUGAUGAACCAUUGGGAGCUACAAUAAAAACUGACGAAGAAACUGGAAAGAUCGUCAUAGCUCGGGUAAUGCACGGUGGUGCCGCAGAUAGAUCUGGUCUUAUACACGCUGGUGAUGAAGUGAUUGAAGUUAAUGGUAUCAGUGUUGAAAAUAAAACACCGGCAGAUGUUCUAGCUAUACUGCAAAGUUCCGAAGGCACUAUUACUUUCAAAUUGGUGCCGUCAUUCGGCAAAGGUGGAUCAAGAGAAAGCAAAGUAAGAGUCCGAGCACUGUUCAAUUAUGAUUCAUCGGAAGAUCCCUAUAUACCCUGUAAAGAAGCUGGAUUGAAUUUUAAAAAGGGUGAUGUUCUACACAUAGUAUCACAAGACGACGCGUACUGGUGGCAAGCUCGACGUGAAGGCGACAGAGUAAUGAGGGCGGGACUAAUACCUUCCAGAGCUUUACAGGAGGGGCGUAUUAUUCAUGAACGUCAAACAGACCCGCAAACUAUGGACGGUAAACCAGCACUCUGCAGUUCGUCCACUACAAAUUCCGACUGCGGUCCGAAGACACCAUGCUCUCCUACGCCCACAGCGACGGCUCUACUUCCGUGCAAGUCCACACCAAAAGUGAAGAAAAUAAUAUACGACUACAGAGAGAACGAUGAUUAUGACCGUGAAAUGAUACCCACGUACGAGGAGGUGGCGAGAUUGUAUCCGCGACCGGGUCUUGUGAGACCUAUCGUUUUGGUCGGUGCCCCCGGUGUUGGUAGGAACGAGUUGCGUAGACGUCUUAUAGCAACGGACCCAGAGAAAUAUGUCACCCCCGUACCAUUUACGUCACGACCACUGAAACCCAGCGAACAAAAUGGCAAAGAAUACAUAUUUGUGAGUCGUGAGAAAAUGGAACAAGAUAUUGCCGAUGGUAAAUUUAUAGAACACGGUGAAUACAAAGGUAAUCUCUAUGGGACAUCUGCUGAGAGUGUUGAAAGCAUUAUCAAUUCAGGUCGAGUUUGCGUACUAAGCCCGCAUUGGCAAGCGCUCAAAAUGCUACGAACGCCUCGUCUACGUCCAUACAUAAUUUUCAUAAAGCCUCCUCCUUUAGAGAAACUUAUUGAAACGCGGACACUGGCGAAUGCACGCUCUACUUUCGACAAGGAGAGUUCGAGAGCAUUUACGGAGGAAGAAUUCACCGACAUAAUAAGAUCAUCGAACCGCAUCAAUUUCUUAUACGGAUACAUGUUUGACGAGGAUAUAGUGAAUGAGAAUUUGGCUGGUGCUCUCACUCAGCUUCUGAAGGCAUCAUGGAAAGUACAAUCGGAACCUCUAUGGGUACCGGCUUCAUGGGUUCAGUAAUCGAAACUUAUUUCCUUUUUUUUUUUCGUUUUAAUUAAGUUUGCGAAAUCGCCAUUUUCAGCGCUCUUUUCUUAAUAACUUUACCCUUUGACGUGAUACUCCUUCACGACACUUAUUUAUAUUUAUUCAAUAUUUCUAUUUGUAUUAAUCCCUUGUUUGUCAGAUUUGAUAAUUUAUUAAGGGCACAUUAUAUAUUCUAUUUGUCAGUUUAAUAUAAUAAUAAUAAUGUCUUUUCAUUGAAAGAUUUCACAGUAUUCUUUUUACUUCGUGUAAUAUUGCUUUCCGGUGGGUGUACGUGACAAUAUCACCUCACAAUUAUACACUUAAUUCUUAAAUUGAAAUGUGUUCACGGGUAAUGAUUUUGUUCAAUGGUGACUAAUGAUAAAUUGAUAUUUUUUAUUGCAUAAGUUAGUGUGCCUCAUAGUGAUAAUGUGUUUAUUCGUCAUGUGACGUAAAUAGAAUAUAUUUAUAAAAUGUGUUGGAGUUUCGCAUACUACCUCGAAGAGAGCGUUGUCUACUGCCAGUGCCUCAUAUACGCAAAUUUAUAUUUAUUUUAAAUGUUCUAAAUGAUUGAUGCCAGUAAUAACAUUAUAUUUUGCUGUAACGCACUAUUCUUAUGUAAACAUAUUUGUGAUGAAACGCCAAAAAUUAAGUUCACUAAAUUUUCUAAAAAGAUAUUAGCUUGAAACA